AUGUCGUCCCAAGGGGAUCCCUUCCAGAUCCAACCGGUGCUCUCCGACAUCUUCGUCUCUCAUGAUCUGCUCGAUCUCACGUCAUUAGCCAGCAACUUAUUCUCGUCAGUCUCCCAACUCGCGGCUGGCGUUACCCACCGCGCAUCUCCGUCAUCAGGCGACAGCACCCCGCUCUCAUCGUCCCCGCAGAAGGCAGGUGCACCUCAGUCUAGCUCCCCCAACCGGACGGCACCGACAAGCCCCGAAGAGCACAAGCCCGAGGUCCGAUGUGUCGAAGGCUACUCCAACAACCUUUACGUCGGCGGCUCGGAUGGCGUACUGGAGUGGUGGGUGUACGACGGUUCGCCCGGCACCAGCGAGGUGGGUCAUGUUCUGCGUCUACACAGCUCACGCCAGAACCGCGGCUGGAAGCUUCGGCAUAAGCAAACUGUGAACCCGCGACGACCUAUCAGCAAGAUCAUGCUCCUGCCUAAGGUGUCGCGGGCACUCGUCCUUGCUGAGGGCAUCCUGCACCCGCUGAGUCUUCCGAAUCUGGAGCCGCUGCCUCCGAGCGUCAUUACUCCCAUUCGAGGCGUCGUUUCCAUCGUCCUUAAUGACGACGAGCUUGAUCUCGCGGGAAAGGAUGGAGACGGAGUCACGGACAUGACGGUGGUCGUCGUCCGACGCAAGGGCCUAGCCAUCUAUCGACUUGGCUCGCGAAUGAUGCUCAUGAAGGAGAUUCCGCUUCCGGCGCCUCCACGCUAUCACGCCUUUUUCUCAACCGUCCUUUGCGUGGCUGCCCCUUCAGAAGGAGGCGGGCUUACGUACAGCCUGAUCGACAUCUCCGAUGCCUCUAUGACGGAAGUUCUGCCAGUCAUGCAGGUUCCGCCGGAAGAAGAAAAUUGGACGCCGAAUCCGAAUGUGGUUGUGAUCCCUGGGGAAAACCAGUUCCUGGUCACGAGUUACACUGGCGCCAACACCAUGGGAGUGUUUCUGAAUGGACAAGGUGAUCCAGAAAGAGGUACCAUCGAGUGGCAGAGUCAUCCCACCUCGAUCACACUCGACCCUGCGCUCGGUAUCCGUUCGCUCAGCUAUUCCCCAUACGGUAUCUCGAUCCGCGACGUCAUUCGCGACGAACGGCUAUCGACUUCGCCGUUCACUUUGCUCAGCGGCAAGCUGACGCCCUCGCUCACGGACAAGAGCCCAGCCGGAAGCGUCAGGUCCCCGGACCCCAGAUCAGAGACUCCGCCUAACGUUACUACUCGGCCGGAGAUUCAGCGCGCUGAGCCUCCAACUGAGGAGCCAGAGGCUGGAUCAGGUCUUACCCCGCCGUCGUCACCCAAGUUCCAACGACAGCCGAUCGUUGCUCCCAAGAACUCCUCGCUGCUGUCACAGGCGGGGGCUGCCAGAGGCUCCCAGUUCUCAUCUGCUAUCGCUGAGACUCUGUUGAUCGGCCCUCACUCGGUUUGCGGCCUCACUCCGACGCCAGCGGUCGUUCGGCUUGAACAGCUAUGCGCGGAGCGGAGGAUGGACGAGGCGAUGUCCCUCGUGGACGACGAGCGCCGGAAGGGAAGGCGCGGAGAAAUUGAAGCCGACAAGCUGCUCCAUGGCUAUCUUGCUUUCCAUCUUCUCUUCGAGACCGUCUUCGAAAGGGCCGAGGACUAUUUCCUCCGAGCGAAGAUAGACCCCCGUCUCCUCGUUCGGAUAUUCCCGAGGUAUAAGGGGAAGUUGAUCGGAACUGCAGAGGAGGUCGAGAUCUUUGACGGCCUGCGGUCCACAUUGGAGAACAUGAGUACCAUUGAAGACAUCAUUGCCGACUUCAUUGCUCGGAGUGCAGAGGGUGGCACGAUCGACUCUGGGGUGAACGAUGCGCUGUAUGACAGUGCCAAGGAGGUCUUCAUGGAUUUCCUCAAGAAAACCAGAAACACCCGGUUGAACAAGGGCGCCUCGUCGACCAUCGAUGCCCGCAAAGUAGACAUGGUCGUGGAUACGACGCUCGCGAAGCUGCUGGCUGAGGACGGUACCACCGACGAACUCCUUUCGCUCCUUGGGUCUGUCAACGAGGUUGUCUUUUCGGAGCUGGAGCCGUUCUUGUACAAGCGGAAGUAUAUUCUCUGCACCGUGCUGUUACAGCAGGGCCGCAUCGACCAGGAUCCCACUCCCGACCCGCUGUGUCCCGACCCUGUCGGGGAGCUAGUUCAGCAUCUCAAUAGCAUCGAUGAUCCGGAGCAGCUUCGAGACUACAUCCUAUGGCUGAUUCGCCGCGAUGCCGAUAAGGGCCUGAACGGAACGAAACUCAAUACCGACGAUGCGCAGAUUGUGCAAGAUAUUACCGCCGUCAACCAGGACGCUGCCAACCGAUACCUGGAGCACGUCGUCAUCGACAAGAAGUCGACCGAUCCUGAGCUUCACGAGGCUCUGUUGAAGUGGCUGUUGGACAGUGUUGAGGAGCUGCUUAAGGAUGACGGUAUCAAGUAUCAUUUAGAGGAACUUGGUGAGCUUCGCGUAAUGGAGUGGGAGCUGACAUUAGACGCCGAGUACCGACUUCAGGCAGGCUCGCAAGCCUACGCGGUCUUCUUUGCCGACAUUGCUCCGGAAACGCCGUUCAAGUCCUUCCGACUCAAGCUGAUGCUGUUCCUGCAGACUAGCACACAUUACAACUUGAACAUUACCCUCGCUCGUCUCGAGGAAUGCCCGUCGCUGACGCUGGAGCGGGCGAUUGUCCUCGGCAGGCUUGGCCGUCAUGAGGGAGCCAUGAGAGUGCUCGCCUCUGAGCUCGCCGACCCCAUGUCUGCGCAGACGUACUGCACGCAGGGUGGAGAGAUCGUGCCGCCUAAAGUUGCGCACGUCAUUGCUUCCAAGAUGCCGUCGCUCGCGGCGUGGACCGACUUGUACACUGGUGAUCGCCCGCCUGUUGACGCGCAAACGCAGCACAAGUUGGUCGUCGAGCUUUUGCGUGCCUACAUGCGCACGCCUGCUCCGCGAGGCAAGAAGACGACUGGUAUUUCGGACGGUGCUGCCCGGGCGCAGCAGCUCCUGUCUGCCCAAGGCGUCCAUCUCGACGUCAAGGAGGUGCUGGACAUGGCGCCGAAGGAGUGGCCGCUGGACGCCAUCAACACUUUCUACACACGCUCUUACCGACGCUUGCUCCACGAGCGCACCACAUGGCAGGUUUUGAAGGCCGCCUCAGCUGGACAGAAUUUGGAGAUCCCGCCCGUCGUUGUUGACGAGGGAGACAUCGACGAGAAAGUGAGCGAUCUGGAGCUGAACGAGAAGGAGCCCUUGGAGUCUGAAUCGGCGGUCAGCGACCCUCUCACCGAGAAGCCGGAGCAGACGGCGCCGCCAGAAUCGGCAUCGAAGGAGCUGCACCUGCCGCCACUGCCUGGCACCCCGAACGAAGCAACGACCUAA
Molecule: messenger RNA, 3390 nt
Organism: Trichosporon asahii var. asahii CBS 2479
Lineage: Eukaryota; Fungi; Basidiomycota; Tremellomycetes; Trichosporonales; Trichosporonaceae
Exons: 8
Coding region: 1-3390 (1129 amino acids)
Biological process (GO): vesicle-mediated transport; autophagy; endosomal vesicle fusion
Cellular component (GO): cytoplasm; fungal-type vacuole membrane
Source: RefSeq, a predicted model, not a curated record